UGUCAAACGAGUGAUCGUACAGCUUCGCGAAUAUAUUUCAUUUUUUGGUUAAAGUGAUCCGAUGUCCGGAUGGAUUGGGUGGUUACUGAUCGUGGCAAACGUUGCAAGCAGUCUCGCUAGACUGGAGAUGCAUUGCUUUCAUGAGUGCUACAUUUAUAACUUUAAAUCCAGAGGAGAUACAUUCGCGUUUCAACACAUCGCAGACUAUGCGCAUGUCGUCAACAUGAAUAAUGUGCGGAUGAAACGCGUGCAUCAGCGGAUCCUGGAACAACUGCCUCCCUUUGUAGAUACUGUAAAGAUAGCACGCUCCGGGAAACUGAAAUGGAUCAGUGUUCCACAAUCAUUGCGCAGCCUAGAGAUCAAAUUCACCGGUUUGAGAAGGAUCGAUAUAGCACCCAACAGCUCAUUAAACACUUUAAACAUUAUCGGUAGUGAUCUGGUGAAAGUUCCGCUCGCCUUUAAGAAUGCACCAAUGUUGAAAUUGCUGGGACUAUACUCCUGUAAAUUCAAUGCGAUUGAUUUGGCAACAUUUUGUGACUACCCUAAUUUAAGUGAGCUUUUUUUAGAAAGCAAUCAAAUACGGUACGUUGUGAACACGUCGAAAAGGAACUGCAGCAUCUACAAAGCUCUUACUACGUUGACGCUAACGGGAAAUAUGCUUACCACAGUAAACAUGGAGCUGUUCAAUGUGUUUGUCAAUAUGGUGGUAUUGAGUUUAAACCAGAAUAGAAUUACCACGUUAUCAGGUCGGUUAGUUCAUCCCACUAUGGGAAUAUUUUCGGUAUAUAAAAAUAUGCUCGAACAUGUAGACCUGUGUGGUUGGGAUGUGCCAUCAAUGAAGAACGUUUUUUUGGCAGCAAAUCGUCUAACGACGCUGCCGGAAUGCAUCAACAACUGGACGAGUGUUUCAAAGCUCCAGUUGAGCUGUAAUCAGAUGGUCAAAUUUAGUAUCGAAAGUGUAGCGGGAAUGAAUAAUCUGGAAAGUAUAGUCUUAGAAUGCAACAAGCUAACCGAAAUAAUGUUGAACAGUGUGCACUUUCCUCCAAACUUAAGCUUGCUUCGUAUUGGUCGAAAUUAUCUCACAUCGUUAGAUUUGUCGUUCAUUCCGGUUCGAUCGUUACAAGUAUCAGUGGAAUAUAAUUUAAUCUCAAGUUUUGAUGCGAGCAACACCUCGCCUAAUGUAACACGCCUAUACAUGGUUGGAAAUCAGAUUGACUGUACAUGGGAAUCUCGUUUGGAACAAUUGUACGGUGAAUGCACUAGAAACGAUUCAAUUACUCUUUUCCAUAAACAAUCGUUAACAAUGUGCGGCAACGGCACAAACAAAAUCAUUUAUGUUUAAAUGUUGCCGAUUGUUUGACCUCUUCAAUGUUUGGUGUUCUUUGUGCGCACCGUUUGGGAAUAUAAUCCUGGAAAUAGUUUAGUAGUAUGCUGAAUGUUGUUAUUGGGGUCCUUUCCGUUUUAAUUUCGUAGGCUGAAAUUACAUCCUGUCAUCUGUUUGCAUUGUAUAGCAAUUUUCGA
Molecule: messenger RNA, 1521 nt
Organism: Anopheles merus
Lineage: Eukaryota; Metazoa; Arthropoda; Insecta; Diptera; Culicidae
Product: connectin-like
Exons: 2
Coding region: 62-1342 (426 amino acids)
Molecular function (GO): protein binding
Source: RefSeq, a predicted model, not a curated record